Molecule: messenger RNA, 1386 nt
Organism: Trichoderma virens Gv29-8
Lineage: Eukaryota; Fungi; Ascomycota; Sordariomycetes; Hypocreales; Hypocreaceae
Exons: 5
Coding region: 133-741 (202 amino acids)
Biological process (GO): negative regulation of translation; translation
Cellular component (GO): ribosome; cytosolic large ribosomal subunit
Molecular function (GO): mRNA binding; structural constituent of ribosome
Source: RefSeq, a predicted model, not a curated record
CUUCAUCAACAACCAGGGACGACUACCCACAGCAGCACAGCAGCAAAUUCUCCUGAGGUCGGAGGAUUUGUGUGUCUUCGUCGUCUUUCUUCUUCAACUUUUUCUUUCCACCCCCCCGAAAGAACCGGUACGAUGUCGUCGUUCGAGUCGGUUGUUGUCAUUGACGGCAAGGGCCACCUUCUUGGUCGUCUCGCCUCCAUUGUCGCCAAGCAGCUCCUCAACGGUCAGAAGAUCGUUGUCGUCCGCUGCGAGGCCCUCAACAUCUCUGGCGAGUUCUUCCGCGCUAAGCUCAAGUACCAUGCCUACCUGCGCAAGAUGACCCGAUACAACCCCACUCGCGGUGGUCCCUUCCACUUCCGCGCUCCCUCCAGAAUCUUCUACAAGGCCGUCCGUGGUAUGAUCCCUCACAAGACCGCCCGCGGUGCCGCCGCUCUGGAGCGCCUCAAGGUCUUCGAGGGUGUCCCUCCCCCCUACGAUAAGAAGAAGAAGAUGGUCGUUCCCCAGGCUCUCCGUGUCCUGAGACUGCAGCCCGGUCGCAAGUACUGCACCGUUGGCCGUCUGAGCCACGAGGUCGGCUGGAAGUACCAGGAUGUUGUUGCCCGAUUGGAGGAGAGGCGGAAGGCCAAGGGCGCUGCCUACUACGAGCGCAAGAAGGUUGCUGCACGACAACUGACCGACGCGAAGAAGAACGCCUCUGUCAAGGAGGAGACGGCGAAGGCCCUUGCGGCUUAUGGCUACUAAGCUGGCCAUUCCUCGGCUCCCCGCGGGGGGGCCUUGGUACUUCGCAUUGUCUUUUUCUCGUGCGUUUCAUUAGAUUGGCGCGGCGGUUCACAAAGGAAUUAUACUUGAUUUGCUGAGUGAUGGCGAGGGCGGCGGCUUUUUUGGGGGGCGGAUGGAAACUCGUUUCUCCAAUUAUUUCCUUCAUGAAAAUUCUCUUUGUCAAUCGGAACCCAGAAUCCAUCCCACAGAAAAAAUAAAGCACAAGGAAACCCCAACAAUCAGCACGAAAGAAAACAAAAGUCUUGGUAUCGAAUUUUCUUCUUCGUGAGGGUGACAGCGGAUGGACUAGCUGCGGACGUUGUAAUGUGGUUCUUUUGCGUUUCUGGUCUGUUGCACACAAUUGGGAUUGGACGGUCGGGAAUGCGUUUGGGGAAGGGAUGUCUCUUAUUUCUGGCCUCGCAAUGGCUUCACACUGCUCAAGGACGCUAUUCCCGGCUUAUUGCAGAGCAAAAGUGAGUCGGCGACAGGAAUUGGGGGACGUGGGAGAGGAUGGGCAAGUGAUGAUCAUACCCUUCCUCUGAGCAAAAGAGGUGUCUAGCAUUGCACAAAUACUAGGAGUAGACGGAAUGAUAAAUGCUUUGAACAAUUAAUGAUUUAUAUAAUGUG